AUGGAGUCGAGUCCGGACGAUUUGUCGGACACGAUGAACGACUUUCUUCCGCUGCUGCCGGAAAACAUCAAACAGGAGCUGUUCGAUGCCACCGAUAAAAGCACCCUGUGCGACAGCGUGGAGAACAAGAUUGAUGCACCAGAGACGGCAAACCAAUCACCGGCGCCUACUAUGUGCGUCUGGUGUUCGCAGACCCUCACGACCAACGAUCGGCCGAAGCUGCUCGAGUGUCUGCACAUUGCCUGCCACGCGUGCGUCAAGCAAAAGUUCACCGAUCAGCACGGCAGCUCCGCUCUGGUGUGCCCGGUGUGCAAGAUGGAAAGCCGGCUCGACCACAUCAUCGACAACGUUUUCUUGAGCGAGACGACGACCGCCAGCAGUGGCGGCGAGGACAAUCCGGGCAGCGUCGAAUCGACCAAGGAUCUCAUUAAGUGCGGUUGCUGCACUGAGGAUGCGAUCGCUACGUCGUGGUGUGUCCAGUGCAGCGAAUUUAUAUGUGACAGCUGCGUGCACGCUCACCAGCGACUUAAGAUUACCAAGGAGCACACGAUCAAGUCGAAGGAGGCUGCUUUCAGCGAGCAGUCAGGAAAGAUAAUGUGCCACGUGCAUCCACAGGAACAAUUAUCUCUCUACUGCGAAACGUGUGAUCUUCUAACGUGCCGGGACUGCCAGCUGGCAGAUCACCGGGAUCACAAGUACAAGUUCGCGCACGAAAUAGCGAGCGAAACGCGCGACACCCUGAGCGGGUUGCUCAGCGAGAUCAGCUACAAGAAGGUGCUGCUGUCGAGCGCGAUGAAGGUGAUCGACGACCGGCAAGCACUGAUCACGGAGAAGAAAAAGGAACUGUCGAAAGAGAUCGCCGACCUGGUGGUGAAGCUAACGAACGCGGUGAACCAACGGGGCAAGCAGCUCGUCUAUCGGUUAAACCAGGUGUGCGACACCAAGCUGCAGGUAUUGAACGAGAAAAAGGAAGCGCUACAAUUACUGUCCGGUCACACGGACCACUGCAUCGAGUUCGUGCAGACUGCGCUCGAUAAGGGCAGUGACAGUGCGGUGCUGUACAGUAAGAAAACACUUGCCCGCCACCUGCAGAAAGUGAAGAGUCAGCGGGCGGACAUUCCCAAUCCGGAGAUUCCCGUGCGCGUCCAGCUGUUGCUGUCGAACGUGCAGGACCUGCAGAAUGUUAUUGCCCGCAUCGGCACCAUUCUGGUUGACGGAAAAAUCUAUCCGCCUCCGCUGUCACCGGCCAAUGGUCCACAGGGAACGCCACCCAGCGGUGGUCCCAGCGGCACCGGUGGCCCGGCGCCGCCACAGAGUCGCAGCAAACAGCCCAGUCCCAACAUAACACCGCCCCUGCGGCCCGGCAUGCCCGGACCGGGCAUGACGACACUCUCUUCCAACGGUCCCGGUCUGUCAUCGAGCGGGCCCGGCUUCUCACCGGUACCGCCGAUGUACAACGGCAGCGGGGGGGUUCCGGUGGGUGGACCGUUUCCACCGAGCCACCCGAUGAGUCGAUCGUUCCCACCGGAAAACGGCCCGGGACCUGGAUCCGGUUUCGGGCGGUUCCCGAUGGGACCACCGCACGGAAUGCCGCCUCAGCAGCACGUCAGCUCUUCGACGCACCCCCAAAAUAUGGACCUGAGUUUACGCAAUUUGUUGAACCAAAAGUCCAGCGGACCGCCGCUGCCACCACCCGGCAUCGGUAGUGGCAGCGUUGGUCAUCUAGCUGGUCCUGGUAGUGGCGGUGGUGGUGGUGGGGUUGGUGGUGUUGGUGGGGGGAUUGGUGGCCCAGGGAAUAAUGCUGCCGCUGCCGCUGCCAUUGGCAACAAUAGUGCAAUGGCUAAUAAUCAAUUUACUGCCGCAGCGAACUUCAUGGCGAGCGUGCCACCGCCCGGGCCCGGCGGGCCAUCGUCGCACCGUAUGGGCGGCCAACACGGUGGACCUCCCGGUAGCUUCCUGGGUGGUCCCGGAAGUGCGCAUCAAAACUUUGGCCAGCAACCACCCGGUCCACCGCAGAACAACAGUGGCGGCGUGAUGGGUAUGGGACCGGGCGGACCGGCAGCCGUUGCGGCCCGUUUCCAAAGCUUCCAGCGCUUCACGAUGCUUCCCUCGAUGCGGCACAUGAUGGGCAACGUAAGUGUGUGGAGAGGCGUUACAGUUUCCCGAUCCUGUUACUGAUGCCUGGUUUCUCUCUUCCAGAACUCUUCCACAUUGCUCUCUCCCAAGCAACAGUCGAUGCGAUGCCCCCCGCCCGGAUACAACCCGAAUUCGCCACAACCACCGCAGCUGCCACCGCAACUAUCCGGGGGCUCGGGACCGGGACCGGGGGUCAGCGUUUCCGGUAGCGCUGGCGGAGGCAGCAGUGGAAGUCCCAUCGCCAAAUGGCAUAUUCCUCAAAAUAUGCAGUCACAGCAUAACAACGGCUACGGUGGACCAUCAGGAUUGCACCUUUUUGGCAGUGGAUCGAACGAGUCGUUCAAGAUUCCUCUCAAAUCACCGGACACCAUCCGCAACUCGAUGUUGCAGAACGGUGCAGGCAGUUCGUCCGUCCUAGGGCUCGGUGGAGGAUCGUCUAGCUCUGGUCACGGCUCGCACGGCAGUUCCUCAACCGUGCACCAUCAUCUUCACCACCACCAUUCGUCACACCAGCAGCAGCAACAGCAGCAGCAACAGCUGCAGCAACAACAACAGCAACAACAGCAGCAGCAACAGCAACAGCAACAGCAACAACAGCAGCAACAACAGCAGCAGCAGCAGCAGCAACAACAACAGCAACAACAACAGCAGCAGCAACAACAGCAGCAGCAACAACAGCAGCAACAACAUUUACAAAGCCAACAGCAGCAACAGCAACUGCAAAACCACCUGCAGCAGUUACAGAAUGCACUCCCAAACGUAACCUCUACGAACCCCAAGACUCCGAGUCCCAGCACGAACGAGCCUGGCAAAGAUUUUGCUGAAUCGAUCGACAAAACGUGCGAAGACUCGGUGAACGAUCUGAUGGCGACGAUCGCGAAGCUCGAUUCGAACGGCGUACAAGUGUUGCCGGAAGGUCACAGGGGUAAGACGACUUCACCGCAGGUACACAGUUCUACCGAUCUCAACACAAGCGGUGGUAGCGUUCUGGGUGCAAACACCAGCGGUACAAACUUGAACAACAUCAGCAACAGUAGCUCCAGCAGCAGUGGCAGCAGCGGCGCCACCGGUACCGGCAGCAGCAGCAGUGGAGUGGUCGUACUGGACGACAAGAGCAUGCCGAAGGAACUCGACCCAAACGAGGACUGGUGCGCGGUGUGCAUGGACGGUGGGGAGCUGAUGUGCUGUGAUAAGUGCCCGAAGGUUUUCCAUCAGACCUGCCACAUACCCGUGAUUGAUUCGCUGCCGGACGAGAGCGAAACGUGGCAGUGUUUGCUGUGCUACAACUUUGCCGAUCUUCCUGCGGAGCCAACGGGUGAAAAGCGCAACAUUGGUAUCACGCCUCUGGAGUUGAAGAUUUUGCAGCGAAUUGUGUUGGAACUGUUCUGCCAGUACGAGACCAGUAUGCCCUUCCGGCAUCUCGAGCCGGAAACGAACAAGGGCUAUUAUGAUAUCGUACAAAGCCCCAUUUCAUUGACGAUCAUUCGCGAGAAGCUGGAAAUGAGCAACAAUGAUCACUAUAUUGACGUAGCGUCAUUUAUCGCAGACGUUAAACGAUUGUUCGAUAACGUCUACCUUUUCUAUCAGGAGGACAGCGCCACGUACAAGAGUGCGCGAAAGCUGGAGAAGUUCUUCGAACAGCAGGUGCUGAAGUGGCUACCAAAGUACCUCGAGAUGGAUUGCUUCGCCGACGACUAUCUGCCCAAACCAAGCAAACGCUCCAGGAACCGCCAGAGCGACUAACAGUCCCUGCAGCAUGCCGCCGUUGUCCAGAAAGGCACCGAGCAGCAGCAGCAGCAGAAGCAAUUGCCCCUUAACGACACUCAACCGGAAGAUCUUUCGUUUCAUUCGACUUCUAACGGACGAUCGAUGAAUUCCGCCAGCGCCGAUGGGCGGUCAUGCGAGGAAAAAUGCUUGAAGAUGAAAUUGGAAGAGGACUCAUUGUCAACGCAUGGUACGGAGUUGAUGGAUACUGAUGUGAGUGCUCCUAGCGAUGCUACUGCUGCUACUGCGGUGCGCUCCAUCGACGACAGUGUUGGUGAAGGAAGUAGGAGGGAAGCUGAUGAUCCUGUCGCCGGUAACGGGAGGCCUAGUGCACGGGAGACCGAAACGGAAAUGUCGACAGCGCGGCGGGUUUCUAAUGGAUUGGGACUUGCUACUCAUGUUGCCACCGUCGCCAAAAACACGUCGUCCUCGGGGACGGAAACGACGACGCAAGGGGAACGAUCGCAGCGCAGCACAGUAGAGGUCGAAGGCGCUUCGAAAGCAUGAAAUAUCGUGGCCGAAACAGUGCCACGAACUUCUCGUGCUGGAUCGUAUCGUUGGAAGAAUGUGAAUGUGUUUAAUUCAAUUGUUUUAAAGUUUUUCAAACAAUUGAAAACAUCCGGCUGUAAAUAUUAGGAUUUGACAAAAAAGCCCUUCGCGGAGGGAGUUCAGGAAGCAAAGAAAUUCAAUGGUGGCAAUCGGAGGGGAAUUGAUAUCGUGGCGAAUAAUGGCAAAAUUGUACCAUAUUCGUCCACAUGGGCACAUGGUUUUGAUUACACAAUUGAAUUACUCAUUAGAAGUAGAUAUUUGCUAGUGAUAGAAUAUGCAAUUAAUCGUGAAGUACCUCGACGGUUCCUAGCGGGUGACCGUUCAAUAUGCACACGAGGACAAACAUUAAACGGUGAUGAGGACAAAAGCAAAAAAGUGUUAGAGAAAGAGUAAAAGUUAUAGAAACUCGUAACGUUUUGUACCGCAAUAGAAUCGACAUUUGAUGAGUUUAAGAUUUGCUUUCUUCCGGAAGGUUUUCGAUGCCAAUGAUUGCGUCUCAGUCAUCGAUUGCGUAAAUGCGGUAACAGAAUGUACGAUUUGCGAAUGCAUUCAAGUGUUGUACAGAAUGUUCAAUAACUGAACACUAUAUUUAAGUGUGGGUUCUUCUGUUCGUAUGCAAAACGAACACAUUACAAUCGACCUAGGGAGGGCACCUUGGUCCACCUUUGAGGAACUUAAAAUUGGUAGAGUUAUCUUUCCUAGCGAACGCAAUAUAGGGGUAGAGUACUCGUUCGAUACGGUCUUGCGAUUCAACUCUAAUGUAGCAAUAAGUUUGUGAAUAUUUAUGGUCGGCCGUCAAUCGUCAGGAUUCCCGUGUGCAAAAGUAUACGAACGAAAUGAAAUAUGAUUCAAUGGUCGAGUUUUGGAAAUGCACAAGGACUUCAAACCUGCAGUCGUUACGGGAAGACGGUGGUCCGCAGGACGUGUUAAUGUUUAAGACCAUUUUGCACCAGAAGCCGAGCACAGCUAGAGGAACUAAUGACUCAUUCUGUGAAGCGAAACUUGAGUGCCGGAGUGGUGUGGACGGAAGCUAAUGUAGCUGAUAGGUUAUGGAUCAAACGCAAUCAGCGCCAGCAUACAUUUAUACAUACUUAUACAUACUUCCACUCAUUUGUACACCGUAAGAUGAUGGCAAGCUCUCUGCGUGUUGCGACAAACGGCCAGAUUGAUUGAAAGAAAACCCACACAGUUGUAAUAAUACUUGAUGCAAGUAAAGUAACUCGAACAAAAACCUACUACCAAAAGUGUGCUGUAGGAAAAGGCGGCACGGGUUAAAAUAUUGCAAGCAACUGAACGAUAGAAUAAAAAAGUAU
This is a messenger RNA of Anopheles bellator, 5762 nucleotides long. It is a transcript of the gene bon, whose product is annotated as transcription intermediary factor 1-alpha. Gene Ontology annotation, biological process: positive regulation of DNA-templated transcription. The record is from RefSeq and is a predicted model, not a curated record. Lineage: Eukaryota; Metazoa; Arthropoda; Insecta; Diptera; Culicidae. Gene Ontology annotation, cellular component: nucleoplasm; chromatin. Gene Ontology annotation, molecular function: zinc ion binding; ubiquitin-protein transferase activity; protein binding. The transcript is spliced from 11 exons.